Messenger RNA from Zootoca vivipara (common lizard), 9818 nucleotides. It is a transcript of the gene NHS, whose product is annotated as NHS actin remodeling regulator. NCBI's taxonomy places the organism in Eukaryota, Metazoa, Chordata, Lepidosauria, Squamata, Lacertidae. Gene Ontology annotation, biological process: lens development in camera-type eye; cell differentiation. The record is from RefSeq and is a predicted model, not a curated record.
UUCCCUGCGCCGAGUGGGUGUCUCUCCCUGCCUGCCUACUCUGCUCUGCUCCUCCUCACAAAAGAGCGGCGCGGGUUCCUUUCUCCGGGUUUUCAAGGCGCCCUGUUAAAAUCCACCUCUCGCGCCGAAGGCUCGGGCUGCGUAGCGAAGCGAGGGGCGCGCAGCAGAGGAGGGAGCUUGCCGGGAGCAGCAGCUGGAGCCUGGAGAAGGAGAAGGAGGAGGAGAGCGAGGCGGCGGCAGAGGAGGCGGGUGGGAAGGAAGGAACUGAGCAGCAGCGAAGGUGGCCGCGGCCGCUUCCCCGGACCCCGCGCGGAGAGAGAUCAUGGGAGACCCGGCGCCUUCCGAUGCCGGCUGCUAGCAAGUGACGGGCGCUUGGGCAGAGGAGGAAGCCAGGCGAGUUUGGAAAGAGCCCGGAGAGACACACUCGGCGCCGGGGACGCGAGGGCGGCAGCGGCUUCUUCGGUGGGCGAAGCGCGGCGCUCGCCCAGGGUCUCUCCCCAGCCAUGCCUUUCGCCAAGCGGAUCGUGGAGCCGCAGUGGUUGUGCCGCCGACAGCCCGUCGCCUCGGUGCUGGACGAGGGCGCGGGUGGCGAGCUGCUGCCGCCGCCGCCGCCGCCUCCUCAGCUGGGGACCAGCCCGAGAGAGGAGCCGGGCGAAGCGGCAGCGGCGUCGGCUGCGACAGACGAGCCGGAGGAAGAAGCCGCGGGGCUGGCGGUGGUGCUGCCGGCCGAUGGGCAGGAGAAGGAGGCAGCGGCGCUGAUGGUGCUGGACCUGUGCUCGCUCAGCAACGUGGCUCUGUCGCGGAUCCUCCGCCAGCUCUCCGAUGUGGCCCGGCAUGCGUGCGCCCUCUUCCAGGAGAUCGAGGGCGAGAUCCAGAUCACCCAGCGCAGGGUCCGGGCGCUGCACGGCAGGAUCGGCGGCGUCCAAGGGGUUAUACACAGCCUGGAUCCCAAGCAGGAGGCAGUGCCUGUCUCAAACCUGGAUGCAGAGAGUAAACUGAGCGUCUACUAUCGCGCCCCUUGGCAUCAGCAAAGAAACAUUUUCCUUCCUUCCACCCGACCAGCUUGUGUAGCGGAGCUGCAUCGCCACGCAAAGCAGAACCUGCGAGCCUUGAGGAAAGAGCAACGAAACUGGAGUGAUAACAGGGAGCAAAAAGUCCUGGGCCAAAUCUCUGUGGUGGCUCCCCCAUUUCCCUCCCUCCCUGUGACCUACACCCAGAAGAACAAAGAGACAAAGAACCAUCCCUUGCUAAAAUUUUACAGCACCCGCUCGCCCUCCCCCACCGAGUGUUGCCACAUGACCCCAUGGAGUCGAAAGUCCCACCCUCCGGAGGAAGAAGAUACAGAUGUCAUGUUAGGGCAGAGGCCGAAAAAUCCAAUACAUAAUAUCCCUUCUACACUGGAUAAGCAAACCAAUUGGAGCAAAGCACUACCUCUCCCAACUCCAGAGGAGAAAAUGAAACAAGAUGCCCAAGUGAUUUCCUCUUGCAUUAUCCCCAUCAAUGUCACUGGAGUUGGUUUUGACAGAGAGGCUAGUAUACGCUGCUCUCUUGUUCACUCACAAUCCGUACUACAGCGGAGACGGAAAUUGAGAAGGAGGAAAACCAUCUCUGGCAUCCCCAGAAGAGUCCAACAAGAAAUAGAUUCUGACGAAUCACCAGUAGCAAGAGAGCGGAAUGUGAUUGUGCAUGCAAAUCCAGACUUCUCUAAUAACGUCAACAGGAGGUCAGGUACCAGAGACUCUGAGUGCCAGACAGAAGAAAUCCUUAUUGCUGCCCCAUCCCGGAGAAGAAUUCGAGCUCAGAGGGGUCAGAGCGUAGUAGCCUCCCUGUCUCACUCAGCUGGCAACAUACUGGUGCUGACAGACAAUGGUGAUCCCAUGUUUACAACAUCAGUAAGCAACCGCAUCAGAUCUAGGAGUCUUCCUCGUGAAGGUGCUAGAGCCAAUGAAGGGGACCACAACGCUAGUGCCAAAAUGUCAGCGUACGAUGCAGAACACUUUCUAGCAAGCCAAGAAAGGAUCUCCACAAAGAGUAAAGAUAUCAUCAAUACCCAGUGUUCACAAGAACACCACCCCAUAGGUUUAACUUGUUCUCAGCAUCUUCAUAGUCCAGACUGUAAUUCAAAUGAGAGGGGGAGGUCAAGGUUGUUAAGGAUGGUAGAUUCUGGAAGCUGUGAUAUUUCAUCAAACUCUGAUACCUUUGGAAGUCCCAUUCACUCCAUCUCCACAGCUGGGGUUCUUCUUAGCAGUCACAUGGACCAGAAAGAUGAUCACCAGUCAUCCAGUGGAAACUGGAGUGGAAGCAGCUCAACAUGUCCUUCCCAAACAUCCGAAACAAUUCCUCCUGCUGCCUCUCCCCCACUGACUGGUUCUUCACACUGUGAUUCAGAAUUAUCCCUGAACAUUGCCCCUAAUGCCAAUGAAGAUUCUAGUGUCUUCAUAACCGAACACUACAGUGAUCAGCUAGAUAAGGUUAGAGGACACAGGACAAGUUCUUUCACUUCCACUGUAGCGGAUCUACUCGAUGACCCUAAUAACAGCAACACGAGUGACAGUGAAUGGAAUUUCUUGCAUCAUCACCACGAUGCAUCCUGCCGCCAGGAUUUCAGCCCUGAACGCCCCAAGACAGACAGUCUGGGAUGUCCAAGUUUUACAAGCAUGGCCACAUACGAUAGUUUUAUAGAGAAGACACCAUCUGACAAAGCAGACAGUAGCUCACACUUUUCAGUUGACACUGAAGGCUAUUAUACCUCCAUGCACUUUGACUGUGGUCUCAAGGGAACUAAAAGUUAUAUUUGUACCUAUGCAGCUGUGGGCUCUGAGAGUGGCCAGAAUGCAAGCAUUGCUUCCAAUCUCACUAACUGCGCCUGGCAGGAUUACGUAAACCAUAGGAGGCAAGGAAAGCAGAGCAUCUCUCUAAAGAAACCAAAGGCAAAGCCAGCCCCACCAAAACGCAGUUCAUCUUUAAGGAAAUCUGACAGCAGCAUAGAUCUUCUUGAGAAGAAAGAACCAAAGAUAAGCAGUGGGCAGCAGCACAUGCCUCACACUUCCAGGGAAAUGAAGCUGCUCCUCGAGUUUUCAAACACACCUUCAAGAGCAGAAAACACUAGUCUGCCGAGCAAGCAGGAACUCGCCUGGGAUAAUCAGGAUGAGAGCGGAUUAAAAGACCCUCCAUUUGACACCAUGGACAUCCCAUCCUUUAAAGACGAAGGUGCUGAACAAUCUCACUAUGCAGAUCUCUGGCUUUUAAAUGACUUGAAAUCGAAUGACCCUUAUAGGUCUUUAUCCAAUUCUAGCACUGCUACGGGUACUACAGUCAUAGAAUGCAUAAAGUCGCCAGAAAGUUCUGAAUCGCAAACGUCACAGUCUGGAUCAAGAGCCACCACUCCCUCCCUCCCUUCUGUUGAGAACGAGUUCAAAUUGGCUUCCCCGGAAAAGUUGGCUGGCUUAGCUUCUCCUUCAAGUGGUUACUCAAGUCAGUCUGAAACACCAACAUCAUCUUUUCCUACAGCUUUCUUUUCUGGGCCCUUAUCCCCAGGGGGGAGUAAAAGAAAGCCAAAAGUACCAGAAAGGAAGUCCUCAUUACAACAGCCUUCUUCUAAAGAUGGCAAUGUAUCUCUAAACAAAGAUCUAGAACUUCCAGUUAUACCUCCUACUCAUCUUGACCUAAGUGCUCUUCAUAAUGUCUUGAAUAAACCAUAUGCUCACAGACACCAACUACAUGCUUUUAAUUACAAUAAACCGAGUAUGGUAGAAGAAGCACUGAACUCCAAUCCUCCACCAGCCCUUGCUAUCACACCUUCAGUUCUGAAGUCUGUACAUCUUCGAUCCAUUAAUAAGCCUGAAGAAAUGAAACAAAAAGAUCAUACAGAGCUCCAUGUUCAAGGAAACACUUUAAUGGUUACUGCCAUUUCUGGUAAAAUGAAGCCACAUGUAAGCAAGAAGCAAAUAUCACGUCAAUACUCCAUGGAAGAGGCCAUUGUGUCCUAUGUUGAUGUUUCUCCAGUACAGAUAACCCCAGAACAACUUCACAUGGCUAACAGUUUGUCUUUCAGUGAAAAGAAUACCUGCAAACAGAUGGUGACCUCAGGAAAUGUGGGUGCUCCAACAGCUAAAUAUGUAACAGAUCAAAUGCAUCGGGUUCAUGAGUUUUUACUAGAGAGUACGCUGAAUAAAGCCUGUGGCAGUUCUGCUGAACCAUUCCCACAAGGCUCAGAUGACCUUUCAAGCAAUUCUAUUGGGAAAAGAGCCACUUAUGGAUCAGAGCAGGAGAGGAGUCUUGACCUUGUGCAGCUUCAGCAAGAAUUACCUGCAUACCGUGAACAAAAGUUGGAAUACGGACCUAUACAUGAAACUAUGUCCCAAUCUGGCCCCGCAGGUGGGGGAACAGACAUUAGUCAUCAUGUAAAGCAUCGGCUUGAUCCAAGUCAACAUGAUGACAAAGUGCCUGGGAAUAUCAGCUAUGAAUCAGAGAUCUCAACUGUAGAUUCACUCAGUGAAAAAUCAUCUGAGCAGGAAAACGAAAUUGUGUCAGGUUUUCCAACCCAAAGUGCCUCUGAUGAGAGUGACAGCAGAGCAGCUGAGUCACAAAGGACCCCAGAUGAUGAUGUCUUAAAAGAAUCUUCCCCAAGUGAUGAUUCCAUAUUCUCACCCUUAAGUGAAGAUUCUCAAGCUGAAGCAGAAGAAGCUUUUGUGUCUCCAAAUAAGCCUCGAACAACAGAGGAUCUAUUUGCAGUUAUUCACCGUUCAAAAAGGAAAGUUCUUGGAAGAAAGGACUCUGGAGAGGUUUCUGCAAGGAACAGAUUGAGAGCUUCAUCUAGUACUAGCAGCGUGUCUUCUAGUGCCAGCAACACAUCACCUGCGGCUUCAACUAAUGUUCCCCCUACAACUGGUGCAGCAAGCCCAGCAAGCAGCCAGCGAUCUCCUGGGCUUAUUUACAGGAAUGCCAAAAAGUCCAACACGUCUAAUGAAGAAUUCAAACUGCUGCUCCUGAAAAAGGGCAGCCGGUCUGAUUCUAGCUACAGGAUGUCAGCCACAGAGAUACUAAAGAGCCCUAUUUCACCCAAAUCUCCUGGAGAACUAAUUGGGGAUGCUCUUCAAAAUGCUGAUGAGUUUCCCCAAGCCUCAUCAAGUGCUGAGGCAUUAGCUCCUCUCUCUCCUUCCACUCCGAGAAUGAAUGCAGAAGGGUUUUCCUCAAAAAUCUUUCCAACAUCAGCAUCUUCACGAGUGGGGCGGUCACGGGCACCCCCUGCAGCCAGCAGUAGCCGCUACAGUGUCCGCUGCAGACUGUACAACACCCCGAUGCAAGCCAUUUCUGAAGGAGAGACUGAGAAUUCGGACGGGAGUCCUCAUGAUGAUCGAUCUUCUCAGAGUUCCACAUAGGCUACACCUGGGCCAGAGCACACUUCUGACUGUUAAAUGGGAGGACUCUGUAAUCACUUGGCUCACCUGAAUAUAAAAGGCCAAUUCUGUAGCAGUCAAAUACCAUGCAGGGCAAUAUUGAUGCUUGAAAAUGCUAAGGGUUGCUUAAGAGACUGGAAGAUGAGAAGACGAUCUGUAGCUAUUUAUUACUUCACAUUUUUCUAUAAGUAGAAAUUUACUAAAUGGUUAACUUUCAUUUCAUUUGUCUUCAUGUUUCUCAUUGUCAAUGUAGAUUUACAUUAUCCAAUUUUCAGAAUUCCCUCUGCCCCUCCAAAGAUGUCAUUUAGGAUCAAAAACAUUACCUUCACUGUUGUGCUUCCUUAGGGAAAAAACAUUAAUUGCUUGAGGAAUUGGUAUUUUUUUACAUUAAAAUGAACAGAAACAAAAUUUAGAAGAAAUGAACAAAACAGAUGUACAUAUCCAUAUUUUUGAUAAACAUGUGUAAAUAGAAUUAUCAAAGAGAAAAAUAGUUGGUGGCAAACGAUAACCUUGUUGAAAGACAAAAAAAGGAUUUAAAAAGGUACUGACUGUAUUCUGUGAAUACAAUUUUAAUAUCAAACAUAAUUUACAUAUCUACCACAUGUAAUUGAAUAAUGAAAGCCUCUAACACAAAUUAAACCCUUUAAUUUGGGGAAAUCUGAAUAAAAUAUUAUUAUAAGAUUAAUUUGAUGUUAUCUGAUCAAUUUUCUUUCCAAAAGUGCUGUUCCAAACAAGCUAAUUUUGAAGAGCAGCUUGUGGCAAGAGGCUUAUUGGCAGGCACUACAAAUACAAACUGUUUAUAAACCAGAUUUGCAGUUGAGGCUUCUCCCAAUCCCCUGCCAAGAAUCUAGAGAAGUAUAGUUAGUCAGACUGCAGUUGGUAAAAUGAGAAUAAUAUCAGUCUCUUAAAUCAAGUUAAUCCUAUUGUCUCUUCCCAGACAUCUUCCUCCCCAUCAUAUUUGGCAGCCUAUGGGGAGUGCAAUUUAUAUAGCAAGGAAGGUUCACAAAGAUGAUUCCCUCUAUGUGUCUUCUUUUGCAUGUAAACAGCAAAAUUCAGAAGCAUUUGGGGGGGGGGACUCAGCAGUCCAAAGGUUGCCCACACAUGCCAUAGAGAUUCUUAGCCCCAUCACACAACUACAACUCCAGGAUUUCUUGGGGGAAGCCAGGUCUGUUAAAAUGGAUUUAAGUUUCCAGUGCCGCCAUAACCAUAACAACAACAAAAACAAGAACAAUUGUUCGGCUAAAAGCACACCAUAAAUAGGAAAAUAAACAUCUCCCCCCUCUUCUAAAUGCAAAAUAUCAGCUGUCAGACUUUACUCUGAUGUUUGACACUUAAUUUGAACAAUGACUGUAAAGAGGGGGCAAGUAUAAGGAAAUGUUUUCAUAUUACUACUACUACUACUACUAGACUGUUGGGUGACCUGGUCAUAACCUGGUAACGUAAAUCUUGAAACAAGAUUAGUUUCAUGUUCAUAAAGUAAAUAACUAUUAAGCAUGCAACAAAUGCUCUUGAUUCAUCAAUAAAAUUGUGUAACAACUUUUCAGUGAAGCUUUGUGCGGACAACAUUCAUGCUACCUAAAUAUUUAGAAAAUGACACUGUGAAAAAAAUAGCUGAGAAAUAGGUGUAUGUAUGCAUACUUUAUAUAGCUUACUAAACUUGGAAUGGGGAAGCUCUUUGGUCUAUUACGCCAGCCACAUACAGCUCAGUUUCUUUUGGUCCUGGCUUUACCAGAAAUGCUUAACAGGGUGGGAAUAUAUAGUGGGUGGGGUGGAAAAGGAAUCCAAGCAAAUACUUUGAAUAAAUGAAGGCAGGGAAACAAAAGCUGGAUUACUUGAAAUUACUUGAAUUUUCUUGUCGGAAGACUAGGAGUGAAAACAAAUUGAUAUGAGAUCAAGUACAACAGGGGUUUUAAAAACACACACACUCAUAUGCACAAAACAAUGUCACUAUUUUUAGAAUACAGUAGAAUAUUUUCCAUAGAUGCAUCAGUUUCCCCAUUGCAAUAGACUCCAAAAUCAAAUAGACAUUCAGGCCCAGUUUUCUAAAAUGCAGUCCAUUGAUAUUAACUGUGGAAUACAAAUGCAGGAAGGUUUAGUGCUGAGGGCAGUUUUAAGGAGGAAUGUGUUGUGCAGUACAGAUUGAAUCAAAUGUCAGAAUUAAGUUGAUAGUCACUAGUAAGUCUACAAGUAAGUUGGCUUCAAGCAGAAAUAAGUUUUACUAGGAAUUUAGAAUGGGUGGAAAGCAGAGGGAGGAUUACUUUUUAGUUUGCUUAUAAGGAUAAGCUUAAAGAUAAAUAAGGUUUUCUCUUUUUUUAGGUUUUCUUAUAGUCCUCCAGUGUGGCAAAAGAUGAAUGGUAAGCAUGUGUGUAAAAAGAUUAGUGAGAACAGGAAAUCACUGGCCCAAUUCUAAAAUUUGCCAUGCUGGCAAAUAAAGAUUUAGGAUGGGCCAUCUGCACUUCUGAGCCGGUAUGUCGUCACUAUGACAACAUUCUGGCACACUGCAGAGAUGUUAUGGAGGCAGAGUAGGUAGAUACGCUGGGGCAGACAUUUAGGAUCUGGACUGCUGUAAGCAAAACCUAACCUAAAUGUUUGGUACGAAUGUCUAAUAGAGAGGUGUUAGUAUUACAAGCAAGUCUAAUGGUGCAAUCCUAUGCAUGUUGUCUCAGAAGUAAGUUCCAUAAAGUUCAAUGGGACUUACUCCCAAGAAAUGUAUUCAGGAUUGCAGUCUAAUAGAGCUACUAAGCAAGCUCUAAAAAGUGGUCAAAAAGCAAGUGAAGUAGAAUGCAUUAGUGGGUUGACAAGAUUCAUGUAGUUUUAAAAAAGAAAAGAACAAUAUAAUAAAUUUGAUAUGGGAGGCACAAGUGCCAUUUGAGGCCACUUUUCAAUUACUGCAAGAGUACCCUUACAAAUUCCUGAUGCUAAGACAACUGAGUCUUAACUCUUGGUGCUAACAGUGGAGCAUCACCAAUGGCAUUGCUUCAGUGUCACAGGCAGAAAUAUCACCACCACAUGUUUAGGAUCCAAGUGCCAAAUUCAUUUGUUUAAAAAAUGCUAAUGUGUUUUAUAGCAAAACUGUUAUAGAAAACAGCUGAAUUGGUUUCUCCAAGAUGUCAGUCUUGUAGGUGCCAUCCACAGUGCAUUGAGGUUGGCAAACGCCUCCAUUGUGGAUAAUACUCCAAGGCAUUUAAUGAUUUCGUAUUGAUACCACAGAGAGCUAUAUAAAUAUAGAGAGAUAUAUUUAAAAAAUACAUGCAACUUGAAUUAGAAGGCAGUGAAACACCUUCUUAUGUAAUGCUCACAAAACUAUCAUAUAAAAAACUUAUUUUGUUUACUCAAAAAUCUAUGACAAAGUGUUUCUAUUUUCUAUUUAUCAGAUUAAAAGCCCAAAUGAAGAUGGAUUGUAAAUCCACUUAAAAAUAUAUAUAUUGGCAAACAACCCCUGAUUCAGCAAUAGGUGGUUGGCAAAUGGAGCUCUGCUGCCCGCAAGGGUUGCUCCCAUUAGAACUGAGGAUGGGGCAUCACUUUAUGCACACAGUGAUGCCCUUUCAUUGACGUUAAUGGGAAUAACCAGCAAUAGCUCCUUGCCUGUGUAUGAGUGUAUAGAUCUCUGGACCAGGGUGACAAAAUUCGGAGAAAAAAACAACCUAAAUCGACAAUCUUAUGCACACUUUCCUGGGAGCGUGCCCCAUUGAAUGCAGUGGGACUUACUUCCAAGUAAACAUGCAUAGGAUUGUGCUCACAAGUGGUGUCUUCAGAGCCCUCAAAACACAUCCCAUCUUGAAACAGGGUAUAAACACAUAAGUAAUUUGUGAGCCAUCAUUCCAACUUGCAAUUAUGUUGUUUGCACUGAUGUUACAAGAAUGGUUUUUGAAGUUAUGCAGCUGUUUGAUUUUUUUCUUUCAAUAACAUUUUUUUCUAUUUUAAUAUUGUGGCAGCAUAGAGAAUAUGGAUUAGCUGAAGCAAAUAAAGCAUGUUUGCAUUUGCCAAAGGUCACUGAUAGAGUGCAUUUGCUGCAAUUGUGGCAGAUUUAGAGAAAUACUGUAGGUUAUGACUUAAAAGUUUAAAAAAAACCAAUUAAGAAGGUUACAGUGUAACUAUUUUGAUACUAUCACCAGUUCAUGCUGGCAGAAGAGACAAUGGUUUAUGGACUUGCAUCCAUUUUGUAUUUUUGUAAUAUUUGUAAAUAUGAACUUUUUAAAUUGUUGCAAAGAUUGUUUCUUUUGUAAAAUGUUUUCAAAGUUUACAUUAAAUCCAAGCCUUUGUAUAUUUUAGAGCUGUGCAACACUUUAAGUCUUGUAUUUAUUUUUAGUAAAAACAGUGACAGUUUCAUUGUGAACCCCCUCUCUAAAAUGUGUCAGAAAAGUUUGAUUAUCUAGGAAGUGUGUAUAGAAAUGGCAAAUAAACGUGACUGCAAUUAAA